Rhincodon typus (whale shark) is the source of this 552-nucleotide messenger RNA. Its product is annotated as myotubularin-related protein 13-like. NCBI's taxonomy places the organism in Eukaryota, Metazoa, Chordata, Chondrichthyes, Orectolobiformes, Rhincodontidae. The record is from RefSeq and is a predicted model, not a curated record. Gene Ontology annotation, biological process: regulation of Rab protein signal transduction. Gene Ontology annotation, cellular component: cytoplasmic vesicle. The transcript is spliced from 5 exons. The annotation marks the transcript as partial.
GUAUCCAACAAGUGUUCAGCCUUUUUUGUGCUGUGCUCACAGAAAAUAAGGUUCUUUUUCAUUCAACUAGUUAUCAAAGACUCAGUGAAGCAUCCAGAGCACUAGAGUCUUUAAUAUUUCCUCUAAAAUAUAGUUACCCUUACAUUCCAAUUCUCCCUGCACAACUGUUGGAAGUGCUAAGCUCACCGACUCCAUUUAUCAUUGGUGUACACUCCGUGUUCCAAAGUGAAAUUAAUGACCUGUUGGAUGUGAUCAUUGCUGAUUUGGAUGGUGGUACUGUUAAAAUCCCAGAAUGCAUUCAUCUGUCCCAGUUGCCAGAGCCUCUCUUACAUCAAACCCAAGCAGCACUUUCUCUUGUAAUUCAUCCAGACCUAGAAGUAGCUGAUUAUGCUUUUCCUCCUGCUCGUACAGCUCCUUCUAACCUAAGAUUGUUGGAUAAGGAAGUCAGGGCAGUAUUCCUUAGAUUGUUUGCACAGCUCUUCCAAGGAUAUAGAUCAUGCUUGCAACUGAUUCGAAUCCAUCCUGAACCUGUAAUCCACUUUCACAAGUUAA